Stegodyphus dumicola is the source of this 1417-nucleotide messenger RNA. RefSeq lists its product as uncharacterized. The record is from RefSeq and is a predicted model, not a curated record. NCBI's taxonomy places the organism in Eukaryota, Metazoa, Arthropoda, Arachnida, Araneae, Eresidae.
GCCUCCUGAAGAUGUAUAUUGUGAAGGACUCAAAAGCGAUAGAAAAGUGCCUGAUUUUCCAAAAUAUUUCAGCUUUGAUGCUGAAAUAAUAAAAUAUGAGGGUUCACAAGGUAUUGCUCCCGUAAUCACACAUCGUUCUGUGUAUUACGACUAUCCUGCUGGUAUCUCGAGAACUGACUUUUAUGACCCCGUCGCUGAAGAUGAAGACAUAUUUUCACCAGUGCGAGCCGAAGUUAAAUCGAUCGUUCACGACUUCAAUUCAGGAGUUCAAUACACAUUUAACCCAAUAACUGGCAAAUGCAGCUUAGGAAAAUUUACAGACAAUUUUGAUGUAAUCUCUGGAAAAAUUGGUGCUGAUAAAAGUAUGCCUACGGCUAAUAAAUACUUUGCUUUGGAAGGAGCGAAAGUGGUUUAUAAUGGACAGUACUCCACACGGGGCUUAAUAUCUGAUGUAUUCACAAGUUCCAUAAAAGCCGCAGGAAAAGAUGGUACGGAAGGACAAAGUUCCGUGAGCUGGUAUUUUUCAACUAACAGGACUCAAGUCGUCGAAAAUCAAAAUGUUGAGAAGAAUGUGCUUCUACGCAUGGUCAUCCGGCCCCAAGCUACUGAGGGAAAAGAAGGUGUAGUCGCAAUGAAUUUCUACAAUUUUGCAAAGGAAGAACCUAAUACUCUAAAAUUCGAUUUAACAGGGUGCUACAAUGACUCCUCGAGAAAAAAUCUAGUACUGACUUUUCCAGCUAUUGACUUACUUAGAGGCUCAGAAAAACGGAUACGAAAUCAUGUCCAUCAAGCUAUAAAAGACGCAACAGGCAUCAGCACCCAAAGAAUAUUCGUAUCAAAGGUUGCAUUUAGUGGUCAAUAUAUGUUCGCCGAAUUUACAAUUAUCGCAAACCCUCCAGCAAUGGAAAAGACGUCAAAAAAAGAUGAAGUUAGUUUGGAUAUAGCAUUUGCUAAACUCAGGGAAUCUAUUUCUGAUAAAAGUUUCAAAGUGAGAAUUCCUACAAAGGAAAAAGUGGUUAAUCUUAUGCCAGAGCCUAAUGGCUUGAAUGAAUUUGCUGGCGAUCGCAAUAAAGAUCAAGCUACUCCACACUACAAAGAAGGUAGUGUCAUAGCUCUGACUAUAGGAAUGCUAGUCCUAGGUUUUAUUUUAGGAGGUGUUACAUUAAAUCUUGCAGUGAGCAGAAAAUUCGGAGUAUCUUUAUUUCAGAAAAAAAAAUACGGAGACAGUCCCUUUGAUAAUCCUCUCGGUGAGAGUUCGAUGUGAAAAGUGCGCAGUAAAAAGAAGGAACUAGUCUAAAUGCUCUACAAUGCGAAUGUACAUAUUAUUAUAAUUUAUUGUUUAGCUGUAUUUCUGAUGAAUAUGAAUAAAGCACUGUGUAUUUACCUCAAAUAAAUUUUCAUAUCUUAAAUAUGUAAA